UACUAGUAUAAAAAUAUUAAUGAUUGAACAAAUUUCACAGCAGAUUCAAGUUGUUGUUUUAAAAGGACUAAUAAAGUUAUACUUUAUGCAUCAUUACGAAUGUUAAAGGACUCGGAUGUAACUAUUUUGUAAGUCCAGUGUAAUUCAAAGAAGAGCAAUAUAUAAAGAAGACGAUGGCAUAUAUUUUCUUGGUAUCAAUAAUAACUUUAGUUAUGAAAGCAAACUGUGAGGAAUAUAAUCUUCAAAAAAAUAAUCAAUGCAAAUAUUGGAGAAAGGAAACGUUACUUCACGUUGAUUGCACCAACAAGAAAAUGUCAACAAUAGGAAUUUUUCCAGCGGAUACAGCUUUUCUAAAUUUAGGAUACAACUGUAUUAAGCAAAUAACUUCCGGAGCAUUUAAACAUUCUCGUGGACUUGUUGAGCUUGAUUUAUCUUAUAAUGAAAUAACGCAAUGUGAUCGUUUAUCUUUUGACGGCCUUCACAAAUUGAGGAGAUUAUAUUUGAACAGUAAUAAUUUGAACUACAGUCUUUUGUCUUUACCUGAUGGAAUAUGCAAACCGCUUUUUUCUUUAACAUAUCUCAAUAUUAAAGAUAAUUUACCCGACAAUAAGCCAAAUAUUGAGGAUAUUGUUAUGAAAGAUCUGCGAGAACUAGAGUCACUUGAGAUUGAUGUCAGAAAAACGGCAAAUGAAAUCGUUUUUGGAAAAGAUUAUUCAAAUUUACGAAAUCUCAGAGCGAUAACUUUUGGGCUUUGUAUACUGUGGCAUAUGAAUAACUAUACAUUUGAAAAUUUGCCUUAUUUAGAAUACAUUCAUGCAACGGGCUGUAGCAUCGUGAAUUAUAAAUCCAAAACACUAUCCUAUAGAAAGCAAUUAAGAUUUAUUGAUUUCUCUUAUUCCCUCACAGGAAUGAAUGACAAGAAAAGAUUCCUGUCUGAUAUGAUGUCUACUGGCAUAAAAAUUGUAAAACUGACAAAUUGUAAUAGGACACCAAUUGAAUUUCCGUAUAUUUUUUUUCAUAUGUUGAAACGAACAGGAAUAGAGGAACUAUAUUUAAGCAACAACUUAUUAUCUGGAUUUCAAGACACAUCUUUUCCAGCCUCACUUCAUGUUUUAGAUUUUUCCUUCAACCAUUUUACAAUUUUCCAGCAAAAUUUGACAAACCUUUCUAGAUUGUUAUUACACAAUAAUACACUGGGACCAUAUCUUGAACGUAAUACGUAUUACAUUUUCUCUACAACAAGCCAUUUGAAACAUAUAAACCUGGCAUCUAAUUUUAUUCGCUCUCUACAAUUUAACAUAUUUCACCAUCAACCUUUACUAGCUGAGAUUGAUCUCAGCCAUAACAUAAUAUCUGAAAUAACGUUUGACUUGGCGGAAUCAAAGAAUUUACAAUUUUUGGAUCUUUCUGGAAACUUAUUUCGUGCAUUCAACGAAACAACAAUGAAUGCAUUAUCAUCGAUGUUCGAAACAUCAGGUCUGAAUAUGAGCUUAAAAGACAACCCCCUUCGCUGCAGUUGUUUUUCUCUGCCUUUUCUCGAAUGGAUGCUUGAGAAUCAAGAUCACUUCUACAGCAUUCAUAAAUACAGAUGUAUUUUUGAUAACAAUACUGAAAUUGUUUUCAAAUCACUUGGACAUACAGUGUUACAAUUAAAAAGAAGUUGUGCAUCAUUUACCGCCGUAAUAGCUCUUGUAUCUGUGGCUGUUGCUGUCAGUUUAGUGGUGAUUUCAGGUGGAUAAGCGUAUAGAUACAGAUGGAAAAUACGUUAUGUAUAUCACAUUACGAAGAAGAAAUAUUGGCGACAUAUACCGUCAAGACAGGACAGUCAUUACGAGUACAAUGCUUUUAUUUCUUUUGCAGAAAAAGAUCGCGAAUUUAUUUUAAAAGAAUGUAUUCCGAAUCUAGAAGCCGAUGGAAAUAUUAAGUUAUGCGUUCAUCAUCGUGAUUUCUUGCCAGGGGAAGAAAUUACAACUAAUAUUACUAAUGCUAUUCACCAAAGCGGGAAAACAAUCUGUUUAAUAUCAAAGUCAUUUCUGGAGUCCUAUUAUUGUAAUUUUGAAUUUAAUAUGGCGAGGAUGGAAAGUAUUUAUGGAAGAAAUGGUGAAAACAUGUUAUUUCUUAUUUUCUAUGAACAAGUUAAACCACAAGAACUACCACUAGUAAUGCUCGAAUUAAUUGACCGAAAGUCGUAUAUUGAAUACCCGAACGACGAACAAGGAAAUGUCGUGUUUUGGGCAAAGAUAAAGGAAAGUCUGAGUAGUCAUCAUGACCAGUAAACAUAUCGUUGACUGUUAUUAGGACUACCAAUGAUACAAUGGAUUUGAUGUUAUUUGAAGAAUGAAGUAAAUGUGUGUAUUUAGUAUUGCGUAUUAACGACAUAAACAAAAACUAUAUUUUGAUUCAUGUGAGUCCUGUAUAUUUUUUGUAUAGAAUAUCUUUUAUCAUUUGCUUUAUUAAUUAUUGUCUAUCUCGUCACAUUCUUUAUCAUCACAUCAAUUUCUGAAUUUACAAUACUAGUGUAUUAAUCUUACAACUGUAUGCUUGGGAUACAUGUCCACUAUCGUGCAAACAAAGUGAGUAAUUUAUGUUUUUCAUUAGCGAACUUUAUUCUUUGGGAAAUAUGUUUUCAACCAUUACGACUAUUAGACUAUUGAACUAAAAGUUGAACACGGAGUAUUGCUGUCUUUGAAGACAGAUCUGCUACUUUAAAACAUUACAAGCAAUAGUUCUAGCUCCACAGUUAAUUACUGCUUCUUUAAGUCAAAAGUUAAAAAGAAUUUUAAACAGAACUUCAGUAAGGUUAUACAAAGACAGUAAUUGUUCUAUAACGUAAAACACUGGUAAAAGGAUUAUAGUUUAAAACAUUCAUUUUGAUCUUUACAUCAUAUGAAAAGUCUGAACGAUAAAUUAUUGAGUCAUGUUUAGUCUUUCAGCAAGUUUUUAGACUUGUCUACAGCGGAAAAUUCAAUAGUGAUCAAACAAUUCGAUUAUAGUCAAUUCAGUACUGUUCAGUAGCCUUUCAGACAAGUCAGUAUGUUGUUGGUUUGAACAGAUAAAUAUAAAAUACUAAAUAGUUUAAACAAAGACUGAAAAGGUUGUAAUUGACUACAAGCGAAUUAUCUGAUCAGUACUGAAAUUACCGCGGCGGAGAAGUCUGUACAUUGACAGAAAUUCUGAAAAUCACUUAAAUUAUUGUUCAGAAUUUUGAGAAAUGUUCAGAAUUUUAGAGCUGUUCAGAUUAAAAUGACUGUUUCAGAUGAAAAUUGAUUUACUAGUGAAAGAUUUCAUAAAUGUUUAUGUUUUCUUCACUUUUUAUUAAUCACAAUGAUUAACUGUUGUUUUGUUUUUGGUCUCGUUUCACGAAUGAGAAAUUCAGUUAAUCUGUAUACCUUGACAAGAAAUUAUAGACGUUCAAAUAAUAUUUUUAUAGUUUAUAAAAUAUAAUAUUUCGACAAGUCAAGGUCGUAUUACUGUAAUCUCAAUUGCAGCAAUAUUGAAAGUUUAAACUUUUAUUUCCUGCAUGGUUUGAAAAUGAUAUUCACAGGAAAUAUUGCAUUAAAUGAAAUAGAAAAGAAUACAUUGUCACGUAUUAUAAAUAUGGAUAUUUGUAUGUGAAAUUGUUGGUGAAUUGUAUGAUAGUAUCCUGCCAUAUUUUAAUGUCUUAUUAAAACUAUUGACCUCAAUAGGUCAAGCUCAAGCAAGCGAACUAAAAAUUUAUAGUUUAAAAAUAUGAGGGUCAAAAUUAAAAUAGAUCAAUUCAGUUCAGUUUAGAAGAGCUCCACUUCAUUAGCUGCAGAAUUCCCUUAUGCUUUAACUUGAAACUUUUUUGGUAGAAAAUUAUAAGUUAAAUAACGAUAUUUAUUUUUAUAAAUAAAGCAAUAUGCAAAUA
This is a messenger RNA of Mytilus californianus (California mussel), 3889 nucleotides long. RefSeq names its product carboxypeptidase N subunit 2-like. The record is from RefSeq and is a predicted model, not a curated record. The transcript has 2 exons. NCBI's taxonomy places the organism in Eukaryota, Metazoa, Mollusca, Bivalvia, Mytilida, Mytilidae. The coding region runs from base 174 to 1739 and encodes 521 amino acids. Gene Ontology annotation, molecular function: protein binding.